This is a messenger RNA of Gambusia affinis (western mosquitofish), 2732 nucleotides long. Its product is annotated as transmembrane protein 184B-like. Bases 475 to 1755 code for a protein of 426 amino acids. The transcript is spliced from 10 exons. Gene Ontology annotation, molecular function: transporter activity. Gene Ontology annotation, biological process: transport. Lineage: Eukaryota; Metazoa; Chordata; Actinopteri; Cyprinodontiformes; Poeciliidae. The record is from RefSeq and is a predicted model, not a curated record.
UGCGCUCUCGGAACAGAGAGCUACCGAACAGAGUUCCAGCCAGCGGUUGUUGACACAGCUUUAUGAUGUGGGCGAAGUAACGGUCUAUGGUCAUUCUGUUUGGGACUGCUUCUAAAAAAAAAAAUAGUUCUCUUUCUUUUUACUACCGCUUUUGCGUGGGGUCUCUAACACGAGUUCAAUUCUUAGUUAUCCCUUCAUGUAAAGCGAGGCUUUGGGCGGUGGGAAGCUCUGCUACUCGCUAGCUAGCAGAGAGCGGAUCAGCUGCCGAGCGGGCGAUACUUAACAGCUUUUAUGGGAAGAGAGGGAGAAGCUUCCGGUGCUCAGAUAAUAAUGCAGUGAUUACAUACGUGGCUCGCUGUCGACUCGAUAUUAGCCGUUAGCCCCUUAACUUUUAGUUUGAACUCCUGAAGGUUCACCAUUCAGCCGGAGAUGAAGAGCUAAAUUGAUGCUUGGAUUCAAACAUCUACAAAGGAGAUGAGUCAGCUUUGGUGGCGAGCCAAGCGCCUGUCGGAGAGGUUGGGAAGCGACUCUCCCGAUGGCCUUCCCCCGGGCUUCCCGAGCACCGUGGCCCCUCAGGGGUCCAACUCCUCCUGGGCCCCCAUCCCCCUGAUAUUCAAGCCGGAGGAGCACUUCUUCCUCAUGACGCCCACUGCCCAGACUAUCUCCGGGUUCUUCGUCUGGACGGCGCUUCUCAUCACGUGUCACCAGAUCUACAUGCACCUCCGUUACUACAGCUCUCCAAACGAGCAGAGACACAUAGUCAGGAUCCUGUUCAUCGUCCCCAUCUACGCCUUCGACUCCUGGCUCAGCCUGCUUUUCUUCACCAAUGAGGAGUAUUACGUGUACUUCGACACAGUCAGAGACUGCUAUGAAGCGUUUGUCAUCUACAACUUUCUGAGUUUGUGUUAUGAAUAUCUGGGAGGAGAGAGCGCCAUCAUGGCUGAAAUCAGAGGGAAACCCAUCGAGUCAAGCUGCAUGUACGGGACCUGCUGUCUGUGGGGAAAGGCCUACUCCAUUGGUUUCCUCAGGUUUUGCAAACAGGCCACUCUCCAGUUCUGCGUGGUCAAGCCUCUGAUGGCGGUCAUCACCGUCAUUCUUCAGGCCUUUGGGAAAUACAAAGACGGAGACUUCAACGUUGCCAGCGGCUACCUGUACGUCACCAUCAUCUACAACAUCUCUGUCAGCUUGUCGCUCUACGCGCUCUUCCUCUUCUACUUUGCAACGCGCGAGCUGCUCGUCCCCUACAACCCCGUGCUCAAGUUCUUCAUGGUGAAGUCGGUCAUCUUCCUCUCCUUCUGGCAGGGCAUGCUGCUGGCCAUCCUGGAGAAAUGCGGCGCCAUCCCUCAGAUCGACUCCGCCGACUUCUCCGUGGGGGAGGGAACGGUCGCCGCCGGCUACCAGAACUUCAUCAUCUGCAUCGAGAUGUUCUUCGCCGCCGUGGCUCUGCGCCACGCCUUCACCUACAAGGUCUACAUGGACAAGAGGCUGGACUCCUACGGCUCAUUUCCCAUCUAUGGACAAUACGGUCGCGGUGCUCCGAUGAAGAGCAUCUCCAGCAGUCUGAAGGAGACCAUGAACCCGGGGGACAUGGUCCAGGACGCCAUCCACAACUUCUCCCCGGCCUACCAGCAGUACACCCAGCAGUCCACGCUGGAGCGCGGCGGGGGGCCGUCCCUGUCGCGCAGCCACAGCAACCUCAGCGCCCGCGGCGACAACGAGAAAACCCUCCUGCUGAGCUCCGACGACGAGUUCUGACCUCCGACCUCCUGACGUUUUACUCAAGCCUUAACCUUCAGCGGUGUUUUUUUUUUUUUUUUUUUUUUUUUUUUUUAGUUUCCAUUCCGGAUGAGAACGACCGCUCUGGUCGGAAACCGUGGCGACCGGCGGCGUCACGGAGGGACCAUCCGAGGCUUUUUGAAGCCCGACUUGUUACUCGUGGUGAUGUCAUAUAGCAGCUGUGGUUGUUACGGUUACAGAUGCUAGCUAAAUGUCUGCAUACAUCAGAAUAUGGGUUAGUACUAAAUAGCCGUGCCUGCUUCUAGCAUCUGGUUAAUGCACUUUAGAUGGUACAGCAGAGAAAAUAAGUGCCAUCUUCAUCUAAAACACACUGCUUUCUUUGGUUUUAGUUUUUUUUGGUUUUGUUGGUUUCUUUUCUGAACAUUGCCAAAAAAAAGAAAAAAAAAAGAAGAGAGCAGAGAGAGAAAUCUGAGCUCCACUGAUUUAGAGUUGCUUUAUAGAGAAAGGUACGGAGAUUCAAUCUGCUGGCUUUAGGUGUGUUCUUUUUUUAUUAUUAUUAUAAAUAAUUUUAUAUGUCAUGCUGUGUGUACGGCGCAUUAUUAACACACUAUUUGAGAAAUGUAUGUCAGAUAUAUUGGAUAUACUAUGUACUUUGUUAUUGUAGGUUUGUUUGAUGAGACCAGUGACGGUGAACCCAGCUGUCAACCCAGACAGGACAGCUGUAGGAGAGAUUGUUUUGUUUUGUUUUGAUUUGGCGUUGGGGGGCGGGGACCGGAAGUACGACGCCCACGCAGAUUACAGAUUACCGAAGAAGCCAUGCUUCCUGCUGAGCUUCCCCAGCUGUGAUAUGCUGGACUCUGUAAUCUUAUGGUUGAUGCCGUCAAGUCCAGCACAGAGCCUGCUGCCCCCUGGUGGUUCUCACAUGUCACUGCGUCUCCGCCGCAGCGCGUUUCAGACGUAACUACGUUUGAAUAAAGGAAAGGCUUUAACUUUAA